GGACACGACACAGUUCCGACAACUACAUUUUCAGGAAGUUUUCGAAGAAAGGAGCAGUCGGUUUCGACUACACAACUUUGAGAACAUGCCGUCUCUACUCUUUACAUGUUUUCUUGUCCAGCUACUCAUCCACCUCGUCAACACUUUUGGUGCAGAUGCGAUCAAUAAUCUACUAUGGAAUCUCUACAAUAUGUUCCCAACGCCAACAUCGCAGUCCGCGGGCGAGCAAAAGAAAUUGAAGCGAGAAUUCAUGAAAGUUCGUCAUGAAAUGAAUGCUACGAGUAGUCAAGACGAAUUUGCCAAAUGGGCGAAGUUGCGCAGACAGCAUGACAAGUUAUUUGAUCAGUUAGAGAAAUCAAAAUCCUCCCUCGAUUCCACCAAAUCUACCUUCGAUUCCUCAGUCUCUACACUCCGUUGGUUGGGCACGAAUGGUCUACGCAUGUUAUUACAAUUCUGGUUCUCUAAGCAAGCUAUGUUUUGGUUGCCCAAAGGAUGGUUUCCUUAUUACGCGGAGUGGUUGUUGAGUUUCCCCAGAGCACCACUGGGAAGUAUCAGUAUACAAGCAUGGACACUUGCAUGCGCAGCUGUGAUUUUGUUGGUUAGUGAUGCUUUGGUCGCAGUGGUUGCGUUAGCUUUGGGAACACAAACUGGUGCAAAGGCGAAGAAGAUGGAGGAACCUAUGAAGGCUGGUGGGCAAGGUACAGAGAAGCCUGGCAAGAAAGAGUUGUGAAGUUUACAUCUCUUGAUACGUAGAUAUCUUUACGAACGCAAUGUUGUACGAAUAUUUUUACGUUUUUACGAAACACGAGAAUAUGAUAUAAAGAAUGUCUCUCAACAAUUAAGACGCAAAGAUCCUCA
Molecule: messenger RNA, 858 nt
Organism: Botrytis cinerea B05.10
Lineage: Eukaryota; Fungi; Ascomycota; Leotiomycetes; Helotiales; Sclerotiniaceae
Exons: 3
Coding region: 86-730 (214 amino acids)
Biological process (GO): tail-anchored membrane protein insertion into ER membrane
Cellular component (GO): GET complex
Source: RefSeq, a predicted model, not a curated record